UACCCGCCCUACGAGGUGGCGAGGCAAUCUACAGAGCACCCCCAGCCCACACACCCAAUGCGGCAACACGCCAGCCAAUCCCAAUCCGAACCACAGUACCACCACCAUCGACCUCCAGCUCGGCACCGACCCACAUCUCCAACGCCUAAUGUUGCCGCCUCUGCAGGUGGCGAGGAAGACAGGAGCGGCGCGCCAAGUGUGGUUGGCCAACCGGGGAUGCCCGCGCCGGCUGUACGACCCAAAGGACCGAAGCUCAAAUUCACGCCGGAAGACGAUGCGCUGCUGGUGGCGCUGAAGGAGACGAAGGACCUGACGUGGAAGCAGAUUGCGGACUUCUUUCCGGGCCGGAGUUCGGGGACGUUGCAGGUGCGGUAUUGCACAAAGUUGAAGGCGAAGACGACGGUGUGGACGGAUGAGAUGGUGUCACGUUUGCGAAAUGCGAUGCACGAGUACGAAGCGGAUCGGUGGAGGAUCAUAUCUGCGAAAGUGGGGAACGGAUUCUCGGCGGCAGCAUGUCGAGAGAAAGCCAUGGAGGUGGGAGAGGAGGGCGAGGAUAAUAAUACGCAAGUCGCGAGGAACGUGCGGCAAAGGUUGGACAGCGCGCAGGGGUGAGGGCUGGCAUGCCUGAUCGGACUGACGCAACCGUGGAAUGGGCAGCAUGCACGCUGUCGACUUCUUCCGUUGCUGCAUAGCUUGGCACGUACCGGCGAUUGUGGACUGGCAGAUGGAGCUUGUCCGAAUCGGGCAGGAGUGGGGUUGCAUUUUCUUUUUCUUGUUCGCACUGUGGCGGGCCACGAUGCGAUAUGAAUGUACGAGAAUUCUACGAAUUAUGCG
This is a messenger RNA of Neohortaea acidophila, 834 nucleotides long. RefSeq lists its product as uncharacterized. Lineage: Eukaryota; Fungi; Ascomycota; Dothideomycetes; Mycosphaerellales; Teratosphaeriaceae. Bases 58 to 612 code for a protein of 184 amino acids. The record is from RefSeq and is a predicted model, not a curated record. The transcript is spliced from 2 exons.